UACGUCAGGUUAGGAAGAGAGUGGGGUGUCUUUCUUCGACAUCUGCGCAUUUCUUGCGCUCGCUCAGGGGAAAACUCCAAAACAAGCAACAUGGCGGAUCCGAGUGACGAGCCUGCUUCGUCGAGCGGUGUCUCGGAACAGGCCGGUACGCCGGCGGCGGCCACGGCCGCUGCGACGCCGAUGCGCGAGGACCUAGAGAAGGCCGAGGACUUCCUCGAGCCGGACAAGAAGCGUCGCAAAGUGGUGCGCGGCGAUGGCAACAAGACUGAACAGAAGCUGGAGCACCGCUUGGGCGGUAUCCUCUGUUGCGCAGUUUGCCUCGAUCUGCCUCGAUCGGCUGUCUAUCAGUGUACUAAUGGACACUUGAUGUGUGCUGGUUGCUUCACACAUGUCCUCGCAGAUGCUAGGCUGCGGGAUGAGUUGGCAACAUGCCCCAACUGUAGAAUCGAAAUCAGCAAAACUUCCGCAUCUCGAAAUCUGGCAGUAGAAAAAGCUGUAUCUGAGUUACCUGCUGAGUGUCAAUAUUGCGCGAAGGAGUUUCCGCGUAACUACGUAGAACAUCAUGAGGAAGCUAUGUGCGAAGAAAGGAUAUCUAGUUGCAAAUUCAGCAGGAUCGGUUGUCCAUGGCGUGGACCGAAUCACGAGCGUCUGGAACAUGAGGCUCACUGCGUUCAUCCCCAUCGUACGGGUGCGGAUGUGAUGGAAGCUUUGCUCGAUAUCGAUGCCCGAACUUUAGAAGAACGUAGGCUCUAUGACAAUGUUUUUGAUCUUUUGUCCUACGAGAAAAUCACAUUCAACGAUUUACAGAUGAAGCCGUAUCGUACUGAUGAAUUUGUUCACAAACUUUUUUACGAAACCUCACGAUUUUCGGCUUUCAAUAACCAGUGGGUAGUAAAGGCGAGGAUCAAUAGUAGUCAACGUGACCCUACACAGAGUUCAGAACGAGACAUGACUUAUCAACUAAUUCUAAAGUCAAAGACUACAUAUCCUCUACCGCUUCAUUAUUUGAUCUUGAAAGGACCGUUUGGCGACAUGAAAGUGCAACCGAGAAUUCAUAGAUUCGAAUUCACUGAACAGGAUAAUGAGAGUCCAUAUCUACCAUUACCAUUACCGGACACGGCCGAGUGUAAUAGACUUCUCGCCGCUAAAGCUAUCAAUUUUAGACUAAUAAUGUUCCUGGCAUCUAAGUAACUUACGAUAAUAUCUAUUGCCAAGGUUUUAUCGCGAACCGAGUCGAUGGACAAGAGAGAUAUUCUAAUGAUAAUAAAAAUAUAGAUUACAGAGAUUUAUAAUCAUUUAUAUUAGCGAUAUCAUCAUGAUAAUAAUAACAAUAAUAAUAGAAUAAAUAAUAAAAAAGA
Harpegnathos saltator (Jerdon's jumping ant) is the source of this 1358-nucleotide messenger RNA. Its product is annotated as cysteine and histidine-rich protein 1 homolog. The transcript is spliced from 6 exons. Gene Ontology annotation, cellular component: nucleus. The record is from RefSeq and is a predicted model, not a curated record. The coding region runs from base 91 to 1191 and encodes 366 amino acids. Lineage: Eukaryota; Metazoa; Arthropoda; Insecta; Hymenoptera; Formicidae.